This is a messenger RNA of Fomitiporia mediterranea MF3/22, 499 nucleotides long. RefSeq lists its product as uncharacterized. The transcript is spliced from 4 exons. The record is from RefSeq and is a predicted model, not a curated record. NCBI's taxonomy places the organism in Eukaryota, Fungi, Basidiomycota, Agaricomycetes, Hymenochaetales, Hymenochaetaceae. Bases 13 to 420 code for a protein of 135 amino acids.
CGCGUGAGCAGGAUGGAUCCAAGGAGCCAGGAGCUCGAAGUCGUUGCUGAACUACAGAACGAUGUUGGGAGCUCGAGUCACCCGCACCCUACCACAGUCCGCCUCCGAGGUCAGCAGUUUAGGCCUACCCGUGACUUUUGGCUUAAGGAUGGCGUAGCCGGAUCUGAUGCGCGCUUCAGAGGUAAAGACGAAAAAUACUAUCAAUGGAGGCAACGCAAGGGACGCCUCGAGCUCAUCCGGGAGCAAGAACCUGAUUCUGCCCCAGUCGCCGUUUAUCACAAGAAUCGCCGCCACUUUCGCAUUCUUCCAUCAUCUCGCCAACCUUACUUAGAGAUCCAGCCAACCGUGAUGGAGACGCUGGACUCGCUCAUAGUGUCGUUCCUCCUAAUGGAACAGAAGCGACGCUCUAAAGCAGUUUAAGCUAGGCUGACAUAUCUUCGUUAUUCACUGCCUGUUUUCUUUUGUUUAUUUGUUCCUUUUAUUCUUUGUCUUCUGCCUC